UUUCGUUCACACAUCAUCAUCCUCUUUGAUCUUGAUCAUUUGAUUUUUGAUUUUCUUGAUCAAAAGACAUUCAUUCGGUUACUAACAAUGGAAACAACAACAACAACUGCAUUAGAAUAUUUUGGUUUCAUCAUAACAUGGUUUAUCGUAAUACGUAUUAUAAUAAUCAAAUGGUUAUGGCAAUUAUUAAAAUAUUUAUGGAUAUUUUAUCUACAAAAUCCACAAAAACAUUAUCAAAAAUAUUUUCAAUUAUCAACAUCAUCAUCGACAACAUCGGCAUCAUCGACAAAAUCAAAUGGCUGGUCAAUAAUAACCGGUGGUACUGAUGGUAUUGGUUUAGCUUAUUGUAAACAAUUAGCUAGAUUUGGUUAUCGUUUAUUUAUCAUUAGUAGAUCAAUUGAUAAACUGGAAUCAAUACGUUCAGAAUUAUAUGAACAAUAUCCACAAUGUCCUGAAAUACGUAUAUUUCAAUUUGAUUUUUCGGAAAAUUUUGAAUCAAUAAAUUAUGAUCGAUUAGAAAUUGAAAUUGAAAAAUUAUCAAAAAUCAAUAUUUUAAUCAAUAAUGUUGGUAUUUCAUAUCAUACAACCGAAUAUUUUACAAAAAUAUUACAACAAGAACCAAAAUUUAAUGAAAAAAUAAUUAAUGUUAAUAUUGUAUCUGUAUUACGUUUAACAUUGAUUUGUUUACCUAAAAUGAUUGAACAACAACAGCAAGCAAUAUGCCCUAUGCCAUUAUUAUCAUCAUAUUCCGCAAGUAAAGCAUGUAUAGAUCAUUUUACACAAUGUUUACAAUUAGAAUUACAACAACAACAAGAAAAAUAUCAACCACAAAUUCAUUUACAAAGUAUAUUACCUGGAUUUAUAGCAACAAAAAUGUCAAAAAUGUUACCAUCAUUAACAGUACCAACAGCUAAUAAUUAUGUAAAAUUAUCAUUAUUAUCAAUUGGUCAUACAAAUCGUACAUUUGUUUAUUUUUUUCAUUGUUUACAUAAUCAAUUAUAUCAAUUUUUUCAUUAUUUUUCUUUUAUAAAUUUUUAUCAAAUUAUUGCUUUUAAACAAAUGUUAAAAUUACGACAAAAAUAUUUACAAAAACGUAAACAACAAAAACAAAAAAUUCAAUAAAAAUUCAAUAAUCAUGUUACUUACCGAAAUAACCGAAUGAUAAUUUGAUCAACAAGUGUCCAACCAGCAAAAAAGUUUUUGUUUGUAAUUUUUUCGUUUGUUAUAACGAUGAUGACAAUCAACAAGAUCU
Molecule: messenger RNA, 1252 nt
Organism: Dermatophagoides pteronyssinus (European house dust mite)
Lineage: Eukaryota; Metazoa; Arthropoda; Arachnida; Sarcoptiformes; Pyroglyphidae
Product: very-long-chain 3-oxoacyl-CoA reductase-like
Cellular component (GO): endoplasmic reticulum
Molecular function (GO): oxidoreductase activity
Source: RefSeq, a predicted model, not a curated record